Molecule: messenger RNA, 336 nt
Organism: Penicillium odoratum
Lineage: Eukaryota; Fungi; Ascomycota; Eurotiomycetes; Eurotiales; Aspergillaceae
Exons: 1
Coding region: 1-336 (111 amino acids)
Source: RefSeq, a predicted model, not a curated record
AUGCAAAAUCUGGCAGAUCUACUAUGGGGAGAUACGUCGUCUCUAGCCACCACAGUCCCACCACCACAGCCAGCAAUACCAUCAUUAGCCAACAGCCGAAAAAGAGAGGCCAUCAUGAUGAAGAAGGGGUUGCGGAGAAUAAAAACACCUGUGGGGGAGUGGGUGCGCAGAAAUCAUCGUCUCCGGGAGGCAAAAAGGGCGAAGAAGGCGGCUGCUGAAAGUGACUCCGCAGCGAUCAACAGAAUGCGCGGCGAGUUGGAGGCAAGGAAUAAGAAGAUCCGGCAGGAGAUAGAGGAGAACGAGGCGGUUGAUGAUAUGAUGGAUAUUAGGGUAUAG